ACAAUUCGAUAUUGAAGUAAAUUAGUGUUUAGCUUUAUCGGCCUUUAAAAUAACUUAUACCUUCUGAUUUAAAAUAUCUCAACUAUAGAUGGUGAUCAAAAACUAUUUUCUAUUCAUUGAUGUAAUAACCGAGUUUCAAAAAUGUCUCUUAUUUUUAAAUCAAUGUCUGUUUUAUCAAUACAAGGUGAUGGAGCAAUAUGUUCACUAUUCAAAGAUACAGUUUUAAAAGUUAAAUUUGAGUGCCAAGAGCUUUGUAUAACAGAAGCAGAUGAUGCAACUGAUACCAGAAAAUCUUCAGCGAUGACAAUUCUGUUUACACAUGACACUGAAUGUUUGCGGGCUUCUAGUCGAAGUUAUAUGGUGACUCAAGUGCAUAAUAGUUAUCUUUUCACAUUUGGUAUCGAUUUAGAUGUCUUAACAGUCCAAAUAUGUUUGGAUGUAUCAGGUAAGAGUGUCAGAUAA
Messenger RNA from Copidosoma floridanum, 462 nucleotides. RefSeq lists its product as uncharacterized. NCBI's taxonomy places the organism in Eukaryota, Metazoa, Arthropoda, Insecta, Hymenoptera, Encyrtidae. The record is from RefSeq and is a predicted model, not a curated record.